CCAAAGACUGGGCAGAAACCAUACAUCGCGGGGCACACGCCCGUCACAAGAAAAGAGAAUUUUCAGCGAAAAAUUACCCCUUUUAUUCAUCCUCUUCAUCUUCUUCCCCAUGCCCUAAUCCCCCAAUCUCACAUCGGAUUGGAACUAUCAAACCCUAGCCAUGGCGACGCGCCAGCUUCUGAAGCUUUCUCGCCGCUCUCACCCAACCCUUGCAGCCACUACCACCACCAGAUCUGCUCCAUUUGCCACUGCAGUCUCAAUCGCAUCCGACACUCGCGCACCAGCUCCACCGCAUCCUAAUCAAAUGAUCUAUGAUCGCGUUGCAGAACAAGUAAAAUCGAAACUCAAACGACUCGAAAAUCCUGAUCCUAGGUUCCUUAAACACAACUCACCUUUCCCUGUUUUAGCCGAUCAUACGUCUAUUCUAACCUACCCAGAGACGCGUGUCACCACCCUGCCUAAUGGUCUACGUGUUGCGACGGAGUCUAACCUGGCCUCCAAGACGGCUACCGUUGGGGUCUGGAUUGAUGCAGGAUCGCGAUUUGAGACCGAGGAGACUAAUGGCGUGGCUCAUUUUCUAGAACAUAUGAUUUUCAAAGGGACGGCUAAGAGGUCGGUUAGGGAUUUGGAGGAGGAGAUUGAGAAUAUGGGAGGGCACUUGAAUGCGUAUACUUCGAGGGAGCAGACGACUUAUUACGCCAAAGUGAUGGGCGGAGACGUGCCUAAGGCUCUUGAUAUUCUAUCGGAUAUAUUGCAGAAUUCCACUUUUGAUGAAAGACUGAUUAAUCGUGAGCGAGGUGUGAUUCUUCGUGAGAUGGAAGAGGUAGGUUUACAGACUGAGGAAGUAAUUUUUGACCACUUGCAUGCUACUGCUUUCCAGUACACCCCUCUUGGUAGAACUAUUCUUGGACCUUCUGAAAACAUUGAAAAGAUAACAAAGAAAGAUAUUGAAGAUUAUAUCUCAACCCACUAUGCUGCUCACAGAAUGGUAAUUUCUGCCUCAGGAGCUGUUAAACAUGAAGAUGUUGUGGAUCAGGUAAAAAAAAUGUUCACAAAGCUCUCAGCCAAUCCCAUGACUACAACACAGUUAGUAGAAAAGGAGCCUGCAAUCUUCACCGGAUCAGAGAUUCGAAUGAGGGAUGAUGACAUGCCUCUUGCACAAUUUGCCAUUGCAUUCAAUGGAGCAUCAUGGACUGAUCCUGAUUCAGUUGCUUUAAUGGUCAUGCAAGCCAUGCUUGGAUCAUGGAACAAAUCUGCAGGAGGUGGCAAGCAUAUGGGCUCACAGCUUUCACAGAUGGUGGCGAUUAGUGAACUUGCUGAAAGCAUGAUGGCUUUCAACACCAAUUACAAAGACACUGGACUAUUUGGUGUAUAUGCUGUUGCCAAGGCGGAUGUCUUAGACGAUUUGUCUUUUGCAAUCAUGCAAGAGAUGACUAAAUUGUGUUACCGAGUUGGGGAUGAUGAUGUCACCCGUGCUAGAAAUCAGCUGAAAUCUUCAUUGCUUCUUCAUGUUGAUGGAACAAGUCCUACUGCUGAAGACAUUGGACGCCAGCUAAUUACAUAUGGGCGAAGAAUUCCAUUUGCUGAAUUAUUUGCAAGAAUUGAUGCUGUUGAUGCUGCCACGAUUAAACGUGUAGCCAACAGAUUCAUAUUUGACCAGGACAUGGCCAUAGCAGCAUCGGGACCUGUUAAACUAUUGCCGGACUACAAUUGGUUCCGCCGUCGUACUUACAUGCUCCGUUACUAG
This is a messenger RNA of Lactuca virosa, 1747 nucleotides long. Lineage: Eukaryota; Viridiplantae; Streptophyta; Magnoliopsida; Asterales; Asteraceae. The record is from the annotation of a GenBank genome assembly.